Molecule: messenger RNA, 2461 nt
Organism: Xenopus tropicalis (tropical clawed frog)
Lineage: Eukaryota; Metazoa; Chordata; Amphibia; Anura; Pipidae
Product: provisional ortholog of IST1 factor associated with ESCRT-III
Exons: 11
Coding region: 201-1229 (342 amino acids)
Biological process (GO): protein transport
Cellular component (GO): nuclear envelope; cytoplasmic vesicle; midbody
Source: RefSeq, a predicted model, not a curated record
UUUUAUACAUAGGUGUUGUUACCAGUUACUGAAGUCAGAAGCACAGAUACCAACUAACCACAUGCAAUGAGGGCAGGUAAACACCCUUUUGUCUCUGAUUUCUGGGUUAGAUGUUAGAUUCAGUGCUGGGAGUUUCACAAGGAAACAGAAAUCCAGAGAGAUUCACUAGGAAGUCAGGAAUCCGGUAAGGAAGGUCCGCCAUGUUGGGUUCGGGGUUUAAGGCAGAGAGACUUCGUGUUAAUCUUAGACUUGCCAUUAACCGACUCAAGCUGCUGGAGAAGAAAAAAACUGAGAUGGCACUGAAGGCCAGAAAGGAGAUUGCCGACUACUUGUCUUGUCGAAAGGAUGAGCGAGCACGGAUUCGAGUUGAGCAUAUUAUUAGAGAAGAUUACCUUGUAGAGGCCAUGGAGAUCUUGGAAUUGUAUUGUGAUUUGUUACUGGCACGUUUUGGCUUAAUUCAGUCAAUGAGGGAACUGGACCCUGGUUUGGCUGAAGCUGUUUCAACGCUGAUCUGGGCUGCACCGCGCCUCCAGUCAGAAGUCUCUGAAUUAAAGAUAGUGGCCAGUCAGCUGUGUCAUAAAUACAGCAAGGAGUACGGUAAUCUGUGUCGUACAAAUCAGAUUGGAACAGUCAGUGACAAGCUAAUGAAUAAACUAGGUACUGCUGCACCUCCUAAAAUCCUGGUGGAGAAAUAUCUUAUUGAGAUUGCAAAGAAUUACAAGGUCCCAUAUGAGCCAGAUGCAGUAAUUAUGGGUGAGGCUCCCACAUUUUCGGAGGUUGACCCCAGUAUUAUCGGGUUUGUUAAUGAUGAUAAGAAGGGAGGUCCUGGCAAUGGAGGAGGGUUUGGAGGAGGAGACUUCAGAAUUAAUCAAGUUUACCCAAAUCCAAAUGAUCCAAAAUCCUUUCCUGAUCCUUCUGUAGGGAUAUAUGAGCCUUGUGCUUUUCUACAACCACCACCAAGGGGAAAAAUGAUUCCGCAUGUUCCAGAUAUUCCUCCAUCCUCUAACAUGAUGAACAACAAAGGUGGAGACUCAGGGGCUAGUCCUGCAAUGAAUUCUGGUCAAGGAGAAAACGUGCCAGGAAAGUAUAACAAUUUGCCACUACCUAAACUGCCAUCUGUACCUAGCAGUCCGGCUCACGGUUCCCCACCUUCUGACCCAUCACCAUAUGAAGACAUUGAUUUUGAGGAUCUGUCAAAAAGGCUGGAUAAUCUGAAAAAGAAGACCUAAAGGAUCUGUUGUGAUCUCUUGUUAUAGAGCAGAUAUUCUCAUUGUAAAUAUUUAAACCAGGAACUUUCUUUUGCACUGGUCAUUUGGAUACCCAUAGCAUGAUAUCAACAUUCAAAAAAAGGAAGUCAGACUUUGUGCAUUCAUUUGUAGGUUUUUCUUCCAAUUUGUCUCAUACCCCUUCCCUUUAAGACUGCAAGAUCUGUUGGGCAGGGCCCUUUUUAACUCUUGUAUUGGUUGUUUUUGUAUGUUCUCUUGUAUGUCUAAUGUAUAUACCCAUUUAUUGAACAAUGCUGCAUAAUAUGUUGGCACUUUAUAAAUAUGUGAUUAUAAUAAGUUCCCCUUGUUAUGCGGCAAUAAAAAUACAUAAUAUGGUAUGUGUGUUAUCAGCCUUAACAUACAAACACCAAAUGGGGCAUAUCUGGAAAAAAAUAAAAUUAUUCAAUUGGCUUUCAAUCUGAACACUGUAAAUGCAGUAAAAUGACUGCAGUCAUUUCUAUGAUACAACGUGUAUAUUUUCAGAUAGCAUUAGCAUCAUCAAUAAUAUCACAAAGAAAUGAAAUAUAAACCUACUGAAACAGUGGUAAACUCCAGUUUUGCAUCACUGAAACAAAUGUGAUUAUAAGCAUGACCUUUAUUUAGAAGCCAAGAAUCACAGAACAUAGUCAGGUAAUAUAUAUAAAACACAUCUUUUAAAAACAUAUUAGUUGUAUCAGAUUGUUAUAUAAUGUCCAACCAAGGCUACAUAACAUUUUAACCUUUACUGCAGGAAGAAAUUAAAAGUGGGGAACAGGGAGAGAAGAUAAGAGGUCACUAUUUCUGUACAAAUAUAUACUAAACAUAUAGUCUAUACACAAUUAAUUACCUUUCACAUGGGUUUAUCAUUUGUUCUCCUUAUACUUAACCAAUAUAGGUUAUACUUAACCUAUAAUAAUCUGAGUUUAUCAGGUGACUUCAAUUAGGGCUACUUUGUUGCAUUAUUAUACUGCAAAUCUCUAAAAAGACCUCUCACAAGAUUUGGAUUUCCUCUUUAUGGUUUUCUAAAUCCAAGCAUAAUAUAUUCAGCUUUAUAAUGAUUUUUACGUAAAUUGUAAAUGUAAUUACUAAUGAAUUCAGUAUUUGCCUGGCCUUUGCUAUUCCCUGCACUAUUGUGCCACAGUAGCCAACUCUCUUCCAGCCAAGCUUCCCGCUAUGCCUGUUAAUCACCAAACUGGGGAAAUAAAGACUUGACUGAA